UGAAAGAAACCUUUUCUAGCUAACUGAAAGGAAAGAAUCUGAAGAUUAGUUACUAGCCUCCUUUCCAUUUUUUUCAAGAUCGGACUGAAUCAUGUUUCCAUUGGUGCUUUUUUCCACCUUGUUUUCUCCGAUAUUUACUGACCCGAAGGAGCGACACUGGGUCUGCAACACCUCCACGUUCAGUGCUUGGUACACCUACUGUGAUAACGUGCACUAUCCUAUUUCUCUGAGUAUAAAUCCCUGUGUGCCACUGAGGGGAAACAAAGGAUAUAUGCAUAUUUCCUACAUUCCAAGAGCAGACACAACACAAUUAUAUUUUAAUCUCUAUAUGUCUUUUAAGUCCAUGGAGCUUCCAAAGCGCAAAGAAAUUAUUUGCCGAGGAUCUGAUGAUGAUUAUUCUUUUUGCCGAGCCAUGAAAGGAGAGACUGUGAAUACAACGGUAUCAUUUUCCUAUAAAGGACUUUCGUUUUCUAAGGGACAAUACACCUGUGUGGCAGAAGCCAUCGCUGGGAUCGAUGAGCAAAUGCUCUUCUGCUUGAAUAUCACCGUCUUACAGCCCUAAUUCAGUUAGAAUAAAUCAUGUCUCUUAUUGUUUCAAA
Molecule: messenger RNA, 599 nt
Organism: Sorex araneus (European shrew)
Lineage: Eukaryota; Metazoa; Chordata; Mammalia; Eulipotyphla; Soricidae
Gene: LY96
Product: lymphocyte antigen 96
Exons: 5
Coding region: 92-562 (156 amino acids)
Biological process (GO): cellular response to lipopolysaccharide; innate immune response; detection of lipopolysaccharide
Cellular component (GO): lipopolysaccharide receptor complex
Molecular function (GO): lipopolysaccharide binding; lipopolysaccharide immune receptor activity; Toll-like receptor 4 binding
Source: RefSeq, a predicted model, not a curated record